AUGUCUAGCAAUCAGCUUUCUGAUGUCCCACAAUGUCACGACAGACCAAAAUGGGACAAUAAAAUGCAGUAUAUUUUGACAUGUGUUGGAUUUGCAGUGGGCUUGGGAAAUGUAUGGCGCUUUCCAUAUUUAUGUCAGACAUAUGGAGGAGGUGCAUUUUUAAUUCCAUAUGGAAUAGCACUGAUCUUGGUGGGAAUACCCUUAUUUCAUCUAGAACUUGCAAUUGGACAACGCUUAAGGAGAGGAAGCAUAGGAGUUUGGAACACGGUUUCACCAUACCUUGGAGGAGUUGGUAUUGCUUCAAUGCUUGUUUCUUUUCUGGUGGGAGUGUAUUAUAAUACUAUUGUAGCAUGGAUCUUGUGGUAUUUCUUUAAUUCUUUUCAAAACCCUCUUCCAUGGAGUUACUGCACAACAAAUUCAAAUGCAACAGGUUACAACGAAGAGUGUAGCAGAAGCAGUACUGUUAGCUAUUUCUGGUACAGAAAAACAUUGAAUACAACGUCAAGCAUAAAUGAGAAUGGAGGAUUACAGUGGUGGAUGGUGAUGUCCCUUGUCGCAGCUUGGGGAGCUGUAUAUCUGUGCACUAUAAAAGGAAUUCAAUCUACAGGAAAGGUGGUUUACAUUACUGCUACUUUUCCUUACAUUAUACUAUCUAUAUUCCUGAUUCGUGGGUUCACAUUGCCUGGUGCCAUUGAUGGACUGCUAUAUCUAUUUACUCCAGAUUUGGCAAUUUUGAAAUCUCCCCGAGUAUGGCUGGAUGCAGCUACCCAGAUAUUCUUUUCACUUUCAUUGGGUUUUGGAGGAUUAAUAGCAUUUUCCAGUUACAACCCAGAGAGGAAUGAUUGUGAAAAGGAUGCAAUAACUGUAGCAAUCAUCAAUAGCUUGUCAUCACUAUAUGCUUCCAUCCCAAUCUUUUGCAUUUUAGGAUUCAAAGCAAAAAAUGGAUAUUGGGACUGCCUGGACAGGAAUAUUGUUUCUUUAACAAAUGAAUUUGAUCUAAAUGAAAUUAAUAUUACAAGAGAUAACUACAGUGAGUCUUUCAAAAGUCUCAAUUUAACCUUUCCAGAAAGAAUCACUCAUCUAGAUAUGAAAGAGUGCAACCUGCAAGAAUUUCUGGAUCAGAGUGCCUCUGGCACCGGUUUAGCAUUUAUUGUCUUUACUGAAGCAAUAAUUCAAAUGCCAGGGUCCCAGGUGUGGGCUAUUCUCUUUUUUUUAAUGCUGUUCACCCUUGGUCUGUCUUCAAUGUUUGGAAAUGUGGAGGGAGUACUGACACCAUUGUUAGAUCUUAAAAUCUUUCCAAAGUGUGUCCCAGUGGAGGCUAUAUCAGGAAUGGUAUGCCUGAUAUCAUUUGCAUUCUCUCUUAUCUUUACAAUGGGAUCUGGAAACUAUUGGCUUCAAAUUUUUGACACCUUCACGGGUUCUUUAACACUACUAAUAGUUGUUUUUUUUGAAGUUAUUGCUGUUACAUAUGUAUACGGAAUUGAAAGGUUCAGUGAAGAUAUAAAAUGGAUGACCGGGAGGCGUCCAAAUAUUUACUGGCAGGCAACAUGGAGAUUUUUAAGUCCAUUACUAAUGGUAGCUGUAUUCUUUUCAUAUGUAGUUGUUCAGUUUUCAACUCCUUUGACCUAUGAAACUUGGAAUCCUAACUAUGAUAAAUUCCCUAUGAAGAAGAUAGAAGAUUAUCCUGGCUGGGUUCUAACGAUUUGUGUUCUGUUGGUGGCUAUUCCAUGCAUGUUCAUCCCAUCAGUUGCACUCUUCUACUUUUUAAAAAAAAAGUUGACAAAGAAACAAAACUAUAAAACAGAAUAUUAUAAAAAUAAUGGAUAUGACAUAAAAGGGGAUAUGUGA
Molecule: messenger RNA, 1848 nt
Organism: Pseudophryne corroboree (corroboree frog)
Lineage: Eukaryota; Metazoa; Chordata; Amphibia; Anura; Myobatrachidae
Product: sodium-dependent neutral amino acid transporter B(0)AT3-like
Exons: 12
Coding region: 1-1848 (615 amino acids)
Biological process (GO): sodium ion transmembrane transport
Cellular component (GO): plasma membrane
Source: RefSeq, a predicted model, not a curated record